Neogale vison (American mink) is the source of this 2464-nucleotide messenger RNA. It is a transcript of the gene HRC, whose product is annotated as histidine rich calcium binding protein. The transcript is spliced from 5 exons. NCBI's taxonomy places the organism in Eukaryota, Metazoa, Chordata, Mammalia, Carnivora, Mustelidae. Bases 221 to 2365 code for a protein of 714 amino acids. The record is from RefSeq and is a predicted model, not a curated record. Gene Ontology annotation, molecular function: calcium ion binding.
GGGUGAGGGGGCUCCUGAGACAGGCUCGAGGGGGGGUCCAGCAGUGAGGGCCAGAAGGAAGGCAGACAGGCAGAGGCAACAGGGGACAUAGCAAAGGAAAGACACAGGCAGAAAGAACCAGAAGGACCCAAAAAGGGGCAAGGAACGCAACAUUCGUCCACAGAACCACAGAGGCAGCUGGAGCCAGCGCUGGGAGAAGCUCUGCUGCCUGUCUGUCCCCAUGGGCCACCAGGGGCCAUGGCUGCACACUUCUCUCCUCUGGGUGGCCGUGGCCAGCCUGCUCCUCCCCCCCGCCAUGACCCAGCAGCUGAGAGGGGCUGGGCCGGGCCCCAGCAACUGGAACAACAAUGCGGGAGUCGUGGGGCCCUCAGAGGACAUGUCUGGUGACUUUGGCCACUCCAUGCACAGCCACAGAGGCCACAGAGAUGAGAAUGAGGAUGUCUCCAGGGAGUACAGUCACGGAGACCACAGGUACCAAGUCCACGAGGUCAGAGAAGAGAACAUCCCGGAUGAGGAAGUCUUCACCGAACAUGCUCGGCAGGCUGAUGGGCACAAAGGCCACAGGAGCGAAGAUGUGGAUGAUUUAGAUGAGCCCGGGCCCCACUUCCUCAGCCACAAAAGCCACAGCCACCAAGACGAGGAUGAGGAUGAAACUGAGUCCAGCAAGGAUCACCAUCAUACCAUCAAGCACGUUCAUAGAGGCCACGGAGAAGAGGAUGAUGAAGAUGAGGAGGAAGGGGUGGUCUCCACUGAGUAUGGACACCAGGCCCAUGGGCACGGAGGCCACGGAAGGGAAAAGGAUGAAGAGGCUUCUGAUGAACAUCCCCAUCAUAUCCCCAGCCACGGACACCGAGGCCAUGAGGAUGAUGAUGAUGUCUCCACUGAGUACGGACACCAGGCCCAUAGGCACCAAGGCCAUGAGAGGGAAGAGGAUGAAGACCUCUCAGAUGAACAUCCCCAUCAUGUCCCCAGCCAUGGGCACCGAGGCCAUGGAGAAGAAGGUGAUGAUGAUGAUGAUGUCAUCUCCACCGAGUACGGACACCAGGCCCACAGGCACCGAGGCCACAGGAAGGAAGAGGAUGAAGACCUCUCAGAUGAACACAAUGAUCAUAGCCCCAGUCACGAACACCAAGGCCACAGAGAAGAUGAGGAAGAGGACAUGUCCACUGAGGAUGGACACCAGGCCCACAGGCACCGAGGCCAUGGGAGAGAAGAAGACGAAGACAUCUCAGAUGAACACCAUCACCAUAUCCCCAGCCACGGACACCAAGGCGAUGGAGACGAAGAUGGGGAUGAGGAUGAGUCUACCGAACACUGGCACCAGAUUCCCAGACAUACUCACCUUGGAGACGAGGAGGAAGAGGAAGAGGAGGUCACAGUCAUGUUCAGCCACCACGUUGCAAGCUCCCAACACCCGGGCCCCGAGAGCACGGAGGAGGACGACUUUCCAGAUGAAUAUAAGUCAGUAGCCCCUGCCCACGGAGUCCCCAAGGACGAAGAUGAGGACAUCUCUGACAAGCUUGGUCAACAGGCUCCCAGCCACAAGCAACAAGGCCACCAAGAUGAAGGGCCUGGCCACAGAGGGUCUGCGGAAGAUGAGAUUAGCCACCAGCCCCUGGAACACAUGGGGGUCAAGGAUAGAAGCCAUUUGAGGGAGAGAGAUUCUGAGGAGGGAGAAAAGGAGGAAGACCGGAGCUCCCACGAGGAAGACGAUGAAAGCUCAGAACGGGGAGAAGAAGGCACCAGCCAUGGCAGCCUAGAUAAGCAGGAUGAAGAAGAUGAGGAGGAAGGUUAUGGCCUCAGCCUGAGCCAGGAGGAGGAGGAGGAAGAGGAGGAGGAAGAGAAGAGGGAAGGGAGGGCUGAGGUUCAGACCCCACUGAGCCAAGACCACCGGGAGGGGGAAGAGGAGGAGGAUGGGCUGGAGGAAGAGGAGCUCCCCUUCACCAUCAUCCCAAACCCGAUGGCCAGGAGGGAGGUGGCCGGGGGUGGCUCCAGUGAGGAACAGAGUGGCGAGGAGGCGGGUAAGUGGUCUGGCCAGGUGGGGGCAGGGAGGAGCGGAGUCAGCGUGCUUCACUGCUGCUCUCCUGUCCCCACAGAUCUGCAGGGGGCCCAGGAGUACAGCAACUACCAGCCUGGGUCCCUGUGCGGCUACUGCUCCUUCUGCAAUAGAUGCACUGAAUGUGAGAACUGUCACUGCGACGAGGAGAACAUGGGGGAGCACUGCGACCAGUGCCAGCACUGCCAGUUCUGCUACCUCUGCCCGCUGGUCUGCGAAACCGUCUGCACGCCGGGAAGCUACGUCGACUAUUUCUCCUCCUCCCUGUACCAAGCCCUGGCGAACAUGCUGGAAACUCCGGAACCCUGACCAUCCGGCCGCGGCGCAGACGCACCGGCCUGGUCCUCCGACCCCUUCCCAUGAGCCGUAUUUAUUGAAUUGCAGUAUGAAUAAACAUGCUCCCCGAAA